Molecule: messenger RNA, 1500 nt
Organism: Pseudogymnoascus verrucosus
Lineage: Eukaryota; Fungi; Ascomycota; Leotiomycetes; Thelebolales; Thelebolaceae
Exons: 2
Coding region: 1-1500 (499 amino acids)
Source: RefSeq, a predicted model, not a curated record
AUGACUCCAAAAUGGGGAUAUACUGUUAUGGACAAGGACGACCUAGUGUGGGAGAAGCUCGAAGACGACCUCGAGAAGUGGGAACUAUCGGUAAACAAGGCCGUGAUAUAUCGCGGAGUUGCCGCGCUCAUCCUGAAAUACCGACCUGGCGAAGCCGUGGAGCUUCACAUGCCGAUUAAAGGGGGAUAUAACGCCUUUUACCGCCUCGAGCAUUGUCAAGUUCCCCGAAGAGAAAUCCGCUACGAGGUAGCCACGAUGAAGUAUGUAGCUGCGAACACUACUAUCCCGGUGCCUAAGAUCUACGGCUGGGGCACCGCCGAGGAGAACCCCACUGGUCUCGGCCCGUUCAUGAUAAUAGAGUAUAUCGAGCAUUCGCGGACGCUAUCCGACGCUCUAAAGGACCCUACCCUUGGGCCAAAAGAGGAACCCGUCUUAGAUCCCAACAUCGACGAGCAAAAGCUCUCAUUCCUCUACGGCCAAAUGGCCAACAUCCUCCUCCAGCUCUCUACCCUCACCUUCCCCCAAAUCAGCUCCCUCGACCAAGACUCCAACGGCAACAUCUCGGUUUCCGGUCACCCUAUAACAAUGAACAUGAACAACCUCAUCGAGCACACCAACAUCCCCCCGUCCAUCCUCCCGAUCCACCCACACAACUACGCCUCCACAACCGCCUGGUACUCCGCCCUCGCAGACAUGCACCUCACACAGCUAACAUUCCAGCACAACGACGCUAUCGCGGACGACGACGACGCGCGCGACAAAUACAUCGCUCGGCAACUCUUCCGGCGUCUCGCGCAUGAAGGCCGUCUCAGCCCCCCUCCCCCCUCCACCGACGCCACCGACCCAUCCUCGGAAUUCCGCCUCUUCUCCGAAGACCUGCGCCCGUCAAACGUCCUCGUCGACGCCGAUGAUCGCAUAGUCAGCGUUAUAGACUGGGAGUUUGCGUACGUGGCGCCUGCGCAGUAUAGUCGCGAUCCGCCGUGGUGGCUGUUGCUGAAGAUGGGGGAUUACUGGCCUGGUGGGCAUGAGGCGUUCGUGGAGGCGUAUGGGGUGCGGCUGGAGACGUUUUUGCGGGUGUUGGAGGUGGAGGAGGGGAAGAUGAGGGAGGCGGAUGAGGCGAAGAAGCGAGAGGGAGGUGAGACGAAGACGGAUGAUGAAGAUGUGGUAAACGGGAUAGCAUCACUGUCCCUCUCCACAACUCCCCUAUCCCAACAAAUGUGCCAAAGCUACACCUCCAACACCUGGCUUACCAACCUCGCAACACGCGAUAGCUGGACCUUUGAUUUCCUGUUCUGGCGGUACCUAGACGAGCAGUUUUUCGGGGACGAGAAAGAGAACGAGGAGCAAGAUUACCACGCGCGGUUGGACCUGUUGACGGAGCGAGAGAGGGAGGCGAUGGAGGAGUUUGUGCUGGCGAAGGUGCGGGACAGUGAGGAGAGGGUGGUUGUUGAGUGGGGAGAGGAGGAGGCGAAGGCGAGGUUGGCGGAGGUUAUGGUUUAG